AUUUUAUCUGAAUUUAGUUUUCAUUUUUUUAUUAUUCUGUGUUCCUUUUCUCUCUCUCUCUCUACGACCCUCAUAUGAAUAAUAUACCAACCCAGGCACUGGCAGUGGGUAUUCCCGUUGGAUUAUUGCUUAUGACUCAUUUAAAGUCAUUACCGUUGGCAUAUACGGUACGAUCAUGGUUUCUUUUGCGAGCCCUGAUCAGACAGGCCAAAGAGAACAAGCUGAAACCAGAUCCAUUAUUUUCAACAAUAUCCCAAGAUCAUCGCUGUUACCUUGAUGAUAUUGAUUAUAAUCAACAUAUGAAUAAUAGCAUGUACAACAAGAUACUUGAUUUUAGUCGAAUCCACAUAUUAUACACAAUCUUUCCUCGAGUGAUGAUGGAACCUGACCAUCAUAUUUUUGGUCAUAGUGGUGGUGUCGUGACACUGUUCCGUAAAGAAAUCCUUCCAUUUUCCAAGUAUAAAGUUCAGACUCGUAUCUUUAGCUGGAAUGAUAAAUGGUUAUUUCUUCAACAUCGGUUUGUUACUACCACUGCCAACAACGAAGAGGAGGUCGCUUGCUUUGCUUUCAGCAAAAUCGUCUUUAAGAAGAUGUCGGGUCGAACUGUACCACCUAAGGAUGUUUUGGAAUUAUGUGGACAUGUCUUUGACGACGCUGUAGAAGAAAGAAGAGCAAAUAAUUGGGAAAUCGCCUCCCAUAUUUUAAAACUGGAUAAAAUAAGAACAGACCCUUAUCCUUGGCCGAAGGAUGCCGCCUAAAAGUUUAAAUACCGCCGGCUUAAAAAGGGACAGAGAGGUAUAACCAGGGCAACAUCAUAUCUUGUGUUGAAGGAAUGCUCAGUGUAAUAAAAAUAAACAGGAUACAAAGUUUUUUUUUUGUAAAUGUUAAUGUAAUAAAUAAAGCUAUUCAGACCAUCCAA
Messenger RNA from Mucor mucedo, 919 nucleotides. RefSeq lists its product as uncharacterized. The transcript has 4 exons. The coding region runs from base 75 to 758 and encodes 227 amino acids. The record is from RefSeq and is a predicted model, not a curated record. NCBI's taxonomy places the organism in Eukaryota, Fungi, Mucoromycota, Mucoromycetes, Mucorales, Mucoraceae.